AUAAUUGUAAGAAAAUAUGACGAUAAAUAUGCAUUUCAGAGGUAUUAUAGGGAUAAAUAACAUUCAAUAAUUAAGAGUGUCUAAGAUAAAUAGAUAAUUCUUUAAAACAAGAGAUAUCUAAAGAAAUGUUCAAUUUAGCAUUUCGAAAGUUGAGUAUUAAGAAAAAAAUAAAACCUAGGAAUAUGUCUACUAGAAAACAGAAAAGAAGGAGUCUUGCAAUAAAGAAAGCAGUGGUAUUUAAGGAACAAUUGCAGUAUAAGGUUAACAAAGCUAAAUUGAAAUAUAUUUCUAAAAAAGAAAGAAAGAAUAUAUGGGAUAAAGUCAAUGAAAAUACAAUAAAGUAAUAUUUGGAUGUAUUUUGAAUAUAUUUAUUUUGAAUGUUUUUGUUUUUAAAAAAUAUAUUGCUUUAUUUGUUAGGAUGUAUUUAUAUUAAAUAUGUCAUUUAUUCA
Molecule: messenger RNA, 449 nt
Organism: Pneumocystis murina B123
Lineage: Eukaryota; Fungi; Ascomycota; Pneumocystomycetes; Pneumocystales; Pneumocystaceae
Exons: 2
Coding region: 126-344 (72 amino acids)
Source: RefSeq, a predicted model, not a curated record